Messenger RNA from Helianthus annuus (common sunflower), 1194 nucleotides. RefSeq lists its product as uncharacterized. Gene Ontology annotation, biological process: proteolysis. The record is from RefSeq and is a predicted model, not a curated record. The coding region runs from base 1 to 1194 and encodes 397 amino acids. The transcript is spliced from 2 exons. NCBI's taxonomy places the organism in Eukaryota, Viridiplantae, Streptophyta, Magnoliopsida, Asterales, Asteraceae. Gene Ontology annotation, molecular function: aspartic-type endopeptidase activity; nucleic acid binding; zinc ion binding.
AUGGGCGAGUGUCUGUUAGGCAAGAAGGGAUGUUACAAAUGUGGUAAGGAAGGGCAUUCGUCUUAUCAGUGCCCAAAUAACUCGAAGACUUGCUUCCAUUGUUUUGAAAAAGGGCACAUUAAAUCGGAAUGCCCGAAACUUCAACAAGAGUCAAAGAAAGAAGAUAAGAAGCAAGAGGGUUCUAGGGCGAAAGGGAGGAUGUUUCAAAUCACAUCUGAAGAAGCCAAAUCUCAACCGAAUGUGGUCUCAGGUAUCUUUCUAAUAAACUCCAUACCGGUUUAUGUUUUGUUUGAUACCGGAGCCACUAUGUCGUUUAUUUCUAGUGAGAUCGUACAACAUCCUUCCUUUAAGAUUGAACGAAUGUCGAUGCCCUUAGAAGUAGAAAUAGCAGAUAGCAAAAAUUAUUUGUUGCACGAAAUAUGUAAGAAAUGUAAAUUAACCAUUGAAGAUGAGGAGUUUGAUAUUGAUCUUAUACCUAUGAUUUUGGGGGAGUUUAAAGUAAUAGUGGGUAUGGAUUGGAUGUCUAAAAACCACGCGGAGAUAAAUUGUGAAACCAAAACUAUACUUCUCCAAUCUCCAAGUGGGAGGCGAUUAAACAUACAAGGCGAAAGAAAGGUGGAAGCGAAGUUAUGUACUCUCGUUCAAGCCAUUAAGUAUGUACUUAAUGGGAGUAGAGCAUACUUGGCUUACGUGGUAGAUACUCAACAAGGCUCCCUGAAGUUUGAAAACGUCGAAAUUGUGAACGAAUUUCCAGAUGUAUUUCCGGAAGAAUUGCCGGGACUCCCUCCCGAGCGAGAAGUAGAAUUUCGUAUCGAAUUGAAUCCGGAGGCGAAACCGGUGGCGAAGGCUCCCUAUAGGUUGGCUCCCACUGAGAUGCGGGAAUUAAUGACACAAUUACAAGAUCUUCUAGAUAAGGGCUUCAUACGCCCAAACGAUAUUCUAGUUUAUUCGCGAAGCAAAGACGAACAUGCAAUGCACUUGCGUGAAGUACUUGAAGUUCUCCGUAAGGAGAAACUCUACGCAAAAUUUUCAAAAUGCGCCUUUUGGCUCAGAGAAGUGCAGUUUCUGGGGCAUGUGAUCAACUUGGAGGGUGUCUUAGUUGAUCCUUCAAAGAUUGAUGCUGUAAUGAAGUGGGUUUCUCCGAAGAACCCGACAGAGAUAAGAAGUUUUCUGGGCCUUGUGGGGGUACUAUAG